CAGGAGGAAAUAGUAGUUGAACGCAACUGUUUUUAUGUUUAAAAUUAGAAAACAUAUCUAUGAAACACAUUUUAAACUAUUUUAAACAAUUUCGGGCUAGUUAUUCUAAGAAUUUUAUUGUGUUACGCUAUGAAAAAGCGCAAUUGAAAGUUAAAAAAGCUGUUCGAAUUAUCUACAAAUCUAAGGAUUAAAUAAUUGCAGAUAAAAAUGUCAAAACGUAAGGGUGUUUCUGCUGAAGAAAAGAGAACCCGAAUGCUCCAACUUUUCUAUGAAAAAAAGGAGUUCUUUCAGUUGAAAGACCUAGAAAAAAUAGCCCCCAAAGAGAAGGGAAUAAUUGCCAAUUCUGUAAAAGACAUUGUGCAGAAUCUUGUUGAUGAUGGUCUUGUUGACACUGAUAAAAUAGGUUCCUCUAUAUAUUACUGGGCAUUUCCAAGUAAAGCAAAAAUUGCAAAAAACGAAAAGUUACAACAACUGAAGGCAACUCUUGACAGUUAUUCAAAGAAACUCAAAAGUUCAGAGGAAACAUUACAGAAUCUGAGAAAUGACAGAGAAGACUCUGCUGAAAGAAAUAAACUUUUAGAAAAGGUGACUGAUUUACAAAUCGAAUAUGAUCAACUCACAAAACAAUUAAAAAUGUACCAAGACAAUGAUCCAAAGGUUUUAGAAAGAAAAAGGGACGAAACACAAAAAUUGAAAGACGCUGCGAACCGUUGGACUGAUAACGUAUUUUCAGUAAAAACGUGGUGCAAAAACAAAUUUAACAUCGAAGAAGGGGUGAUGAACAAGCAAUUCAAAAUACCAAGUGAUUUCGAUUAUAUUAAUUAAAAAGUUAGGUUAAGCGCACUUCGAAAUUACUUUAUCCGUCAAUAAAGUGUUAAAAAUGUAUAAAAGUUUG
Agrilus planipennis (emerald ash borer) is the source of this 895-nucleotide messenger RNA. RefSeq names its product meiotic nuclear division protein 1 homolog. Gene Ontology annotation, cellular component: nucleus. Gene Ontology annotation, biological process: reciprocal meiotic recombination. NCBI's taxonomy places the organism in Eukaryota, Metazoa, Arthropoda, Insecta, Coleoptera, Buprestidae. The coding region runs from base 208 to 825 and encodes 205 amino acids. The transcript is spliced from 6 exons. Gene Ontology annotation, molecular function: double-stranded DNA binding. The record is from RefSeq and is a predicted model, not a curated record.